CCGGUUCGUUCGUUUCUCAAAAGUCAAAACAUUCUCGCGUUUGUUGUCGUUCUGCACCUGCGAUCUGCGAUGCAUUAAGAGAUUUUAAUUUUAAAUCGCCCUGGAAGCCUCGAACUAAGCCAUGGACAAACCGCCGGCGCCCGAUUCUCCGCUGAAGAGCCUGCUAGCCGGUCCGCUCCAACGUCAGACCUCAUCGGGCAGCGGAUCCGUUCCGCUGAUUAAAAUGCAAAAUGUUCCACCACAGUCUAGCAUGGUCAUGCAGGCACCGAUGCCGACCGGGCCGCAGGAAGCCAUCAACUCCGUUCUCGUUAGAAAUUGUGUGGCCACCGUUAGCCUGGGUUGCGAGUUGAAUCUACAGUCGAUCAACUUUCGGACGCGCAACUCCGAGUACAACCCGAGCAGGUUCCAUGGGGUGGUGAUGCGCAUCCGGGAUCCGCGCUGUACGGCGCUCGUGUUCCGCUCGGGCAAGAUCGUCUGCACCGGGGCCAAGAACGAGCACGACGCGAAUUUGGCCGCGCGAAAGUUUGCCCGCAUCAUCCAGAAGGUGGGCUAUAACGUAAAGUUCCUGGAGUUUAAGGUGCAGAACCUGGUGGCGACGGUGGAUCUGCGGUUUCCGAUCCGGUUGGAGAAUUUGAAUCAGGUGCACGGCCAGUUUAGCUCGUACGAGCCGGAACUGUUUCCGGGGCUGAUUUACCGGAUGGUGAAGCCGCGGGUCGUGCUGCUGAUCUUCGUCAACGGGAAGAUCGUCUUCACCGGGGCCAAAUCGGAGUGGGAAAUUAGGGAAAGCUUGGAGAACAUCUAUCCGAUUCUGCAAAGCUUCCGGAAAAAUUAGAGAGUUUUGGAUUUCUGUGAAAUUGAUUAGAUUUUAGUUACUUAACUUAAGUAUCGUUUACAAUAACAAGCAUUUUUUUAUUAAGCUGUACAAAGAAUUUACAUUUUGUAUAAAAUUUCUCA
Molecule: messenger RNA, 954 nt
Organism: Culex quinquefasciatus (southern house mosquito)
Lineage: Eukaryota; Metazoa; Arthropoda; Insecta; Diptera; Culicidae
Product: TBP-related factor
Exons: 3
Coding region: 122-832 (236 amino acids)
Biological process (GO): DNA-templated transcription initiation
Molecular function (GO): DNA binding; RNA polymerase II general transcription initiation factor activity
Source: RefSeq, a predicted model, not a curated record